This is a messenger RNA of Owenia fusiformis, 4492 nucleotides long. NCBI's taxonomy places the organism in Eukaryota, Metazoa, Annelida, Polychaeta, Sabellida, Oweniidae. The record is from the annotation of a GenBank genome assembly.
AUAAUAAUAAUAUAAUGGAGUGACACGCAGAUCUACUCCCGGUAAUUUUGGAAAGUGUUGCUCAUCGUGGUUCGUGCAGUGUAACUUGUCAAAUUGAACUGACCUCUGACACGCGAAAUGGGCCAAUCAAAUCCAUUGUAACAAAUAAUGUACAAUUUUCAAAAAAGGAAAGUUUUGUGGACUGAAACGAUUUUGGAGCACAAAACUCAAAAUAACUCAUAUAUUGUUGGAAUGAAACGGUAAUUAAUAGGCACACGAUGAAGAGCAUUACUGAAAUUCAGGAUAGGAGAAGUUUAGUGGCCUUGAUUAACCAGGAUUUGAAAGAAAAUGGCAUCAAAGUUCCCAAAGAUAAAAACAAAAAGAAUUCGUUGAAAUUGGAAAAGGCGCCAUCUAACUCUGUGUUUGGAGGCCAUCUGUGUAAUGUUCCAAAAACAUGUGUGCCAAACUGCGGAAAUGUUCCCAAGUUUCUGGUGUCUGCAGCUCAGUUGAUAGAAAACCAGGUUGACGUGGAGGGACUUUUUAGAAAAUCUGGCUCUGUGACAAGACAGAAGGAGCUCAAAGAGAAGCUAGAUAGAGGUGAGCUCUUGCCCCCAGGUGCUCACGUUUUCGAUGUCUCGAGUCUCGUUAAACAAUUCUACCGAGAUCUCCCGGACCCCCUGCUAACCAAACAUCUGCACGACACGUUCGUUAAAGUCUUCCAAAUUGUAGACCAAGAAAAUCGUCAAGAUUUGUUACUCAAACUAUGCCUUCUAUUGCCAAGUGACCACUUGAGUACACUAAGAUACACGAUGCAGUUUCUCGCAAAAGUCGCUCGGUCAUCAACGCAAAACAAAAUGGAUGUCGCAAAUUUGGCGGUUGUUUUAGCCCCAAAUAUAAUGCAUACUGGAAAUAAAAGUGAGAAAAUGAACUCAACCGAUCAUAAACUGAUCCAAAUCCAAACCGCAAUUGUAGAAUAUAUGAUCAACAUUGCCGAUCAGAUUGGAUGUGUGUCAAAGAGCUUGUGUGAAAGGACGGAGAUGUGGUUUGGGUCGACUUAUGAGUCUGAAGAUGAGCUAGAAAAAGGAGAUGAUACCCUGGAUGGGUCACGACGCAGUAAAAGUUGCGAUGAAUUGGAUAACUCAAGUCGGCAGGCAGAGAAGAAAAAGAAGAAAAAACGAAGAUCAAGCUCUAUACAAGGUAUGUUUGCGGCACAACUGAGCAAAUGGCGACGAAAGAGUGGAAACAACACGUCCUUGGCGGAGCAGAGCAUCAACAGCAACAUGAGCGUAACAUCUGGUGACGUGAGCGAUGGUGGCUUUAUCACAGUUGACAUCGACACUAGUGACCCCCCUAAGGUCCCCACUAUUGAAGCUACCCCCAAAGUGAUGAGAAAACGCAAAGCUGUUGAGGAUGUGGCAUUCUCGGCAACAAAAAAGAAAGCCAUAUUGGAUCAGAUGCCGACUAUGACUCCAUUGCAGAGACCUUUCACCCCUAUGAGAGCCAAAGCUUCAGGAAUGGACUCACCCAGUAUUAAUUUUACGAAAGAUCAAGGGUCAGUUAUGUUUACUGCAACCCCUAGUGAAGCCAGCAAAACCAUGUCCUGCUCUGUAAAAAGUAAAAGGCAUGUAUCAGGAAAAUCAAGCCACACGCCAUCUAUUAAAACCCCCAAGCGACGAGGUUUCCGUGGGUUGAUCCGUCGUCUAAGUGGCGGCAAAGCUUCCCCUGAGGAGCCAUCCCCUAUGAAUGGUAUUCUGACAUCACCAGUUACAGCGAAUAGACUAGCUGAUGAUUCCACAUUUCAAAGUCCACCAAUGGUUGUCAUAGAUGGAAAGAAGAAGAAAAGACACGCUAAACACCCAAGUUCCCCUGCUAGGCUUAUUGCUUCUCUUAAACCAUCUGCUACUCCUUCCCAUAAUGCAUCACAAUCCAGUAUGGCUGACAGUUCAUCUGCUUCUGCUUCCCAUAAUGCCCCUGAAACCAAUAUGGCUGCCAAGCAAUCCCCAGAGCCAUCUAUAUGUACACCCUCACACAAAGGAACAGCACCAUCUUCUACUGGUAUUACUCCAAUUGUCUCGUCCUUGGAGAUAUCUGAUAAAGAACUAGCCGCCAAGUUAAGCAGAGAUCUCCGCAAGAAGUCAAAUAAAAUGCUUAAUACCACAAUGAUGUUUGACAACACGUCUGAUACUACAUUUGAACGCAAUUCAAGAAUUGAUGAAGAAGAUUGUGGUUCAAAAACUCGAAGAAGAGCAAGAUCUCUCGAUGGCCGAAAUGCAAUUAAACGUGGUAAGCCUAACACUGUUGAUUCUGGGUUACCCUCUGAUCGUUAUAUUCCCUCUCCUGUUAGGAAGGCCAUGCCUACACCAAUCAGGCCCACAGAAGCAAACACCAGCAUUGAGUCUAUGGACAUUGAGAUGGUUCAGAGUGAGGCUGGCACAUGUGAAGCUAAUGAUACCCCAUCAACAGUAAUUGUUGGUAAACAAAGUGAGAAUAAGAUUGAAGAUGUCUAUGUUGCAGAUGAUGGUAAAGUCAAAGCAAUCCAGGACCAUUCUCACGAGACCUACCAGCAAUACAUCGAUGAUCAUCUCGCAGAUAAAGCCUCUAAGACAAAGAGGCCUGUAUCACCUAGCAAGAGUAUGGAUAGUAUAGACAGUGGAAUCAGUAUGAGCCAAUCGUGCGAUAACUUGGCCUUGGAUCGGCAAGAUAGCUCAGAGUCCAUCGGGAAACCUCUGAGCUCUUCUUCAGCUUGCACCCUCCCAAAUCAACGAAGCUUUCUCGAGAAAGAAUCAAUUAAUUUGAAAACCACUUCUAACUCUAGUUUGGAAAUAUCUGUUCAACAGGGCAAUACUUCGGAAUCUGAUACGAGUGUUAAUCAUUGCUUUGCUCCCCCACCCUCCCCGAAACCUCCAUUGAAGCAGCUUACUCCUCCUAUACAACCAAAAUUCCAGGAUGAGACACCCCCUCUAACUCAAACAGAGAUUCCCCAUCGUCCAAGUCUUAUAGAUCUCCAAUCUGCUGCCAAGGUAACUGCAAAUGUUGAAAAGUUCAGCGAUGAACCAAGCAACCAUGAUAUCUCAGAAAAACAUAACUCGCCAUAUCGUUUCCCACAAGCCACCAGUCGUACCCGUGGUAACGCAUCACCAAUUCGUAUACCUUCGAUUUUCGCGAAACAGGAUGGUGAAGCACAAAGAUUCCGAGAGAUGGCUAUGAAUGCAAUUAGGAAUCCAAAACCUGUCUCUAAGAUUCGAGCAAAUAUUCCUCUUUCUACAAAUCUUGUACAUAAUAAGGCUGUUCGUAAAGCAGUGAAAAAAGUUGAAUGUGGCAACUCGUUGCGUCUACAGGAACACGAGCAGAAGGAAAUGAGACGUCGAAACAGAUUAAUGAAUUCAAGUCUCGCUUCGUCAACUGGCAAUGAAAGUUUCAUAAGUGUGACAUCGCAAGAAAGUGGCCAUACUGUCUCAAAUUCUGAUUUCAGUGUGAACCCCUCUGAUAAACUUAUCUCUGUAAAUGAAAGCAAUAUUGAAAUAAGACAUGGACCCUUAGAAAAUGUACCUAGUGUCGAUAAUGUAGAUAGCCCAAAGCUUGCCUCUGACCCACAGAAUAAAUGCAGCACCCCUAAUGCAGAUCAAGAAAAUGGAGGUCAAACCUCAACCCCAGUCCAAGACACAAACUCCAGUUCAUUCCAUAGCCAUACCCCAAGCCCACAGUUCACUCCCAUCUCCAUAAAAUCAAAAUCGGUAAUCACACCAACAGACAACCCCACUGAUGCCAUAAAAGCCCCCCUGAAAGAUCACAAUGAGAUUCACGCCAAUCCUUCUCUUGAGUUACCCAAAUUGAAGCCCCAGAUUUUGACUGAUGAGGUUGCUUUGAACUUCAUGCUGCGUACACAGGGUGGACUCACCCCAAAGAACCCAAUGAGGAGGUCAACCAUGAAGGCACAGAAAAGCUACAGGUCUCCAGUGAAACCCGUCAAGAGGCUCGGGGGCUCCCCAAGCUCUCCCAGAACCAGGAAAUAUGGCUCAUCACCCGUUCGGCCAAAAACCAAACGAAAUGUAAAAGAUUUGAGCCCUCUCCCCGCUCAUAUGAAAGAAGACAUGUUCUAAAGGCAAGUUACCCCCAACCCACCCCACUUAUUUUAUAUUAUAAUGUAAGAUGUUUCCCUUGUUGAAAUGCUUGAAUAGUCAAAAGGGAGAGAUGUUUUUAUAUAUAUACACAAGGUUGGGUUACAAAAUGUCAUGUAUUCCCUUCCCCCAAAGUGCAACAUAGAUGGAAGCUGACAAUCGCGGAGUAUUAAUGAGUACAUAUCUCAUUUUGUAUGCAACAUUGAAUAAUUAUGGGACAAAACACUAUAUAAAAGAUGAACCCAUAUCCACCGAUUACCUUUCAUUCAACAUGGAUGACACUUUCGACAAAUGAUGUUUUAUAAAAUGAACACACAUCCCCCAGAUUCAUCAGAUAGUGUGAACCCUUAACUGAGAUAUAAAUGACUUUGUACAUAAAAUACUGUACAAAAUAA